AUGAUCCUGACAGUAGGAGGACUUUCCACAACAAUAACUUCCAUCGCAAGAAGUCAGCCGUCACUUGGUCGUUUGGUCGUGUUGCUAGUAGCAGUAUUAUUGGCAUCCUCGUCAUCAUCAUCAUCAACUGCUACUGCCAAUGCGUGGCCUAUCAAUACAGAUCAAGAACACGAAGCUUUAUUGUUGGGUGGAAACAAAAAGAUUGUCUUUUUGGCCGGUCCUCACAAUUCUGCCUAUUAUUCGGUCUACAAAUUUGUGAGCAAAUGGUCCAAAGCCAAGGAAGAAGGUCAUGUACGGACCUAUGCCUUGACGAAUUGGCGAUGGGGUGGGAACGAUAUCCAUAAACUCAUUACGGAACCAGAGGAAGAGAAUGAAGAAAUCUGGGAGAAACUCCAAUCGAGAUUUGACGAACCGGACAUUAAUGGUGUCAUUGUGGGAUCGGCAUUUUUCGAUCAAAUUGGACCAUCGGCCAAGCAUGACGCUUUGAGUGCCAUGAAGAAAAUAAUCGAAAAAUUGGGUGUCUCCAAGGAGGAUGUUUUGGUCAUUGAACAUUACCGGACCCCCCGCUUUGAUCAAUUCGUUUCCAUGUGGAAGCACGCAGAUGGAGAAUAUGAGGAAUCGACCUACGAAGAUUGGUUGUGCGACACCCACAACAAACCGGACGAACAAACAAAACGAUUGGACAUGCUGGGGGCCCGAACCAAUCCAUUGGGAGCCUCGUUGGCAUAUCUCAACGAAGGAUGGGAAGUCAAGUUGCUGGAAACGACCGGAAUGGACUCUUCGGACAUUAACAUUGUCCAAGUGGUCGUCACGCAAAUUCUGCAAGGCCGAACGGUCAAUGGUCUCAUUGCCAGCCACGAAUACGUCAAGAACCAUGACAAUGAGGGGGAACGGGAUUUUGUAGAAUUCAAUGAUACGGACAUUGCCUUGGCCGAAGAGUUGUUUCGGUAUCGGGACUGUGCCUACCAACCCAAACUCAUGCCCUUUACAACCGAAAAGACUUUGGACGUGCUCUACAACCAUUCUCUCUUUUCGACCUGUGAUGGCAGCAAGACGGAGUUGUACCAACGACUCAUGGAGCAUCCCCAAAUCAUGUAUUCGGCCUUGCUACGUCAAUUGAAAUGUCCCAAUCACGAUGUGGAUUUUGCGGGCCACACGACCAUUGCACAAGCCUUGGGAUAUGAAAAGAUGUCCGAGGCUGAAAAGAAGGAAGCUGUUCAAACCACAAUCCAAGUAUCCAACAAAUCCACUUCGUCUGGAAGCACUAGUGGUGCUGCUGGUGCAUCCAAACCCCCGUCCGCCACGCUGAUACUAAUGCAAAUGGUAACGGCAGCCUUGUUUGGGUAUCAAGUCUUCAAGAUUAAUUUGGCUCGGCCACUUCGAAAACCGGAACCACCCGCAUCGCGACGACCUUCCGCAGAAAUUGAAUUUGAAUACGAAGAUCCCCAAUUGCAGGAGGACUACGAUGUGGAGGGAUCGGAAAUGGUCAAACUGACGGCAAGUACGGGCAAGGGCAAUUGA
Messenger RNA from Cylindrotheca closterium, 1521 nucleotides. The record is from the annotation of a GenBank genome assembly. NCBI's taxonomy places the organism in Eukaryota, Bacillariophyta, Bacillariophyceae, Bacillariales, Bacillariaceae.